AUGAGGAAGGACCCGACCGAGGCUUUCCAGCGGCCCAACCCCAGUGUGGUCCCGAGCGUGGACUCUCUCGCUGGUUACCUGUGCCCCGCGGGGCUCGACGCCGAGGCGGCCCAGAUGCUGCUGCUCCGCGGCGCGUUCCUCUGGCCCGAAGACCGCGCCCUGCAGCGGCGGGGACGGACCCCGGGGGCGGGUCUCCGGGACGGGGUCCCCGGGUCCGGCCGGGCUCCCUACCUGCCGGCGGGCGCGCGGCGGACAAGGCGUGAACGGCGGGUGCCCCGCGCGCCGGGGGCCGCCGGGGCCCGACGCCCGCGGAGCCGGACGGCAGCGCCGACCCCGCCGCGCCCCGCGGCUCCCCGACCUCGGCCUCGCUCCCCGGCGGCCCCGGCGCCGCCGACGCCGGGCGGGAGGCGCGCGAGGAAGGCGCUGCUCCCGCAGGCGGGCGGGGAGGUCGGGGGCGGCCGGACGGCCCCUCCCGGCGCCGACUCCCGCCCCACAGCGCGGCCCGGCCCGGCCCCUCCUACCUCAGGCGCCGCCGCGGCAGCGUCUCAACGGAGAGCCCCGCGCCUGCGCCUGCGCCCCGGAAGCUCGCGCAAGCGCAGGGCGGUCCGGGAAACUCGCGCAGGCGCAGGGCGGCCCCGGAAACUCGCGGCUUCCCAUCCUGCCCCGCGCGGGCAGGGCGUUUCCGGAAGGGGCCGCGGGCGGCGUCUGCUCGGCUCCGAGGCGCGGCGAGAAGUGCUGCCGCCGCCGUGGCCCGAGGCUAUCCUGGGGUCUCCUGCUAGUGGAAUUCAGAACACAAUUGGUUCUGUAGGCACAGGCCAACAGAACGCCACUUCUUUAAGUAACCCAAACCCCAUAGACCCCAGCUCCAUGCAGCGGGCCUCCACUGCCCUCGGACUCCCCUACCUGAACCAGCCGCAGACGCAGCCGCAGCCUCAGGUUCCCGGCCAGCAACCAGCACAGCCUCAAACUCACCAGCAGAUGAGGACUCUCAACCCCUCGGGAAAUAACCCAAUGAACAUUCCAGCAGGAGGAAUAAUAACCGAUCAGCAGCCACCAAACUUGAUUUCACAAUCAGCUCUUCCAACUUCCCUCGGGGCUACAAACCCGCUGACGAGUGACGGCUCCAGCUCCGGAAACAUCGGCGCCCUCAGCACUAUACCCACAGCGGCACCUCCUUCCAGCACUGGCGUCCGCAAGGGCUGGCACGAACACGUCACUCAGGACCUGCGGAGCCACCUCGUGCACAAACUCGUGCAAGCCAUCUUCCCCACGCCUGACCCCGCAGCCCUGAAGGAUCGCCGCAUGGAGAACCUGGUAGCCUACGCCAAGAAGGUGGAGGGGGACAUGUACGAGUCUGCCAACAGCAGGGAUGAGUACUAUCACUUACUCGCAGAGAAAAUCUACAAGAUACAAAAAGAACUAGAAGAAAAGCGGAGGUCGCGUCUACACAAGCAGGGCAUCUUGGGCAGCCAGCCGGCCCUACCAGCGCCUGGUGCCCAGCCCCCUGGGGUGCCACAGCCACAGCCCGUGAGACCUCCAAAUGGACCCAUGCCCCUGCCGGUGAACCGCAUGCAGGUGUCUCAAGGGAUGAAUUCAUUUAACCCGAUGUCCUUGGGGAGCGUGCAGCUGCCACAGGCUCCUAUGGGACCGCGCGCGGCGUCCCCCAUGAACCACUCUGUCCAGAUGAACAGCAUGGGCUCCGUUCCAGGGAUGGCCAUCUCUCCGCCCCGCAUGCCCCAGCCUCCCAACAUGAUGGGCGCGCACACGGGCAGCAUGCUGGCCCCGGCACCCGCGCAGAGCCAGUUCCUGCCGCAGGGCCAGUUCCCCUCCCCCGGCGGGGCCAUGAGCGUGAACAGCGUGGGCCUGGGGCAGCCGACGACCCAGACCAGCGUGGCGCAGGGGCAGGUGCCUGGUGCUGCUCUUCCCAACCCUCUGAACAUGCUGGGGCCCCCGGCCAGCCAGCUGCCUUGCCCUCCCGUGACACAGUCGCCGCUGCACCCGACGCCGCCUCCUGCCUCCACGGCCGCCGGCAUGCCGUCUCUGCAGCACCCCGCCGCGCCGGGGAUGACGCCCCCCCAGCCCGCCGCUCCCACCCAGCCGUCGACUCCCGUGUCGUCUUCCGGGCAGACUCCCACCCCGACUCCCGGCUCAGUGCCCAGUGCCAGCCAAACCCAGAGCACCCCGACAGUCCAGGCAGCAGCUCAGGCCCAGGUGACCCCGCAGCCUCAGACCCCAGUGCCGCCCCCCUCCGUCGCCACCCCUCAGUCAUCCCAGCAGCAGCCGACGCCUGUGCACGCCCAGCCUCCUGGCACGCCGAUGAUGGAAGAGGACUUGCAAGGAUCUGCUCCAGCCAAAGAAGAAACGGACCCCGCAGAGCCGAAGCCAGAAGCGAUGCAGGUGGACGAGAAGAAGCCGGAGGUCAAGGCGGAAGCCAAGGAGGAGGAGGAGAGCAGCUCCGGCGGCGCGGCCUCCCAGUCCACGUCUCCCUCCCAGCCCCGGAAGAAAACCACGGCAUCCACGGAGCAGCAGGAUGGCCCCCAGCAGCUUCCAGCGGCUGUGCCCUCGGUGGGCAGACGCGCCUGCGAGGCCCAGCACCUCCCGGAGCCCCCGGGACAGCAGCCGAUCGCCCACGCGCUCGCCCCGUCUCCGUGGCCGCCGUGACCCCAGCAGGUGCCGGA
Molecule: messenger RNA, 2678 nt
Organism: Talpa occidentalis (Iberian mole)
Lineage: Eukaryota; Metazoa; Chordata; Mammalia; Eulipotyphla; Talpidae
Product: histone lysine acetyltransferase CREBBP-like
Exons: 13
Coding region: 1-2661 (886 amino acids)
Biological process (GO): positive regulation of transcription by RNA polymerase II
Cellular component (GO): histone acetyltransferase complex; transcription regulator complex
Molecular function (GO): transcription coactivator activity; chromatin DNA binding; histone acetyltransferase activity
Source: RefSeq, a predicted model, not a curated record